AUGCGCACCACAUCGUGGACUGGGGGGCACGUGCUGCACGUGCAGUUACAGGAUGUGCAAUGCCCCCCCAAGUGUUCCUGCGAGUCCGCUCACAUUACCUGCCUGCCCCCACGACAGCAAUUUUGCGACGAGCUCUUUGAGAACGAUUACAUUGUUGAGCCGAAGAAGACUGUGCGCUUCCUCGAGGAACGGAUUUUCACGCGUACGAAGAUUGUUCUUGUCGACCUCGAGAAAGGCUAUAGUGGUGUCAUCGGUGCAACAAUGCAUGAUCCUGCGGUAAACCCCGUGGAGGCAGCGGUGGAAGCAAAUGCAGCGAGAGUCGAAUUUUUCUCAGAGAUGGAUAAGGAGCCUGACAACGCGACCGACGACACUACUGAAAACGAGUCUGAGGUGGACUCUCACGCUGCGUCAGAUGAUAUGUUUGACGAGUAUAGCGUGCCUAGUCCGUACCGAAUCCGCGUGCCUGUUGGCAAGGAAACAGUUGAGGCAGCCUUGAAGGCAUUGGUCCACGAGUAGGACAAUCAACGGAAGGCUGGAAGGAACCCGCAUUCAAAACCGUGUGGCUGCAAGGAAGUCACGAAUGCCAGAGAUGCGU
Messenger RNA from Gamsiella multidivaricata, 595 nucleotides. RefSeq lists its product as uncharacterized. NCBI's taxonomy places the organism in Eukaryota, Fungi, Mortierellomycota, Mortierellomycetes, Mortierellales, Mortierellaceae. Bases 1 to 516 code for a protein of 171 amino acids. The record is from RefSeq and is a predicted model, not a curated record. The transcript is spliced from 5 exons.